Endocarpon pusillum Z07020 is the source of this 558-nucleotide messenger RNA. RefSeq lists its product as uncharacterized. The record is from RefSeq and is a predicted model, not a curated record. NCBI's taxonomy places the organism in Eukaryota, Fungi, Ascomycota, Eurotiomycetes, Verrucariales, Verrucariaceae. Bases 1 to 558 code for a protein of 185 amino acids. The transcript has a single exon.
AUGGCUACAGCACUCCUCAUCAUCGACAUGCAAAACCACUUCGUCUCCAUGACCAGUGGCUCGCUCAUCCCCAACAUCACAAAGCUUGCAUCCCACUUCCGCUCUCGUUCCCUCCCCCUGAUCUUCACGCAGCACGGCCACUCCAAGACCGAACUCACCCCGCCCUUUCGAAACCAGCUCGUCCGGAAAUGGGGUCCCGAAGGCUCGAUCGCCAAGGGAUCCGCGGGUUGGGAGUUGCUUCCGGAGAUCGCUGCACUGGUAGGAGGGGUUGAUUCAUCUCCCGUUGUGGCGAAGAAUACGUAUGAUGGUUUUAUCAAUACGGAGCUUGCGCGGGUGUUGGAGGCGAGGGAGGUGGAGAGAGUGGUUGUUGUAGGUGUGAUGACGGAUUGUUGCGUUGAUACUACGGCGAGGGGGGCUUUUAAUAGGGGUUUUGAGACUUGGGUCGUUGGUGAUGCUUGUGCUAGUGCGAAUAAGAGGCAGCAUGAGGCUGGGUUGAGGGGGUUUGAGUAUGGGUUUGGAGAGGUGGUUACGACGAGUGAGGUUUUGGAGAGGAUCUGA